Molecule: messenger RNA, 1435 nt
Organism: Toxorhynchites rutilus septentrionalis
Lineage: Eukaryota; Metazoa; Arthropoda; Insecta; Diptera; Culicidae
Product: syntaxin-4-like
Exons: 6
Coding region: 581-1435 (284 amino acids)
Biological process (GO): intracellular protein transport; vesicle fusion; vesicle-mediated transport
Cellular component (GO): SNARE complex; synaptic vesicle; endomembrane system
Molecular function (GO): SNARE binding; SNAP receptor activity
Source: RefSeq, a predicted model, not a curated record
UGCUUAUCAGUAGCACUGGUGGUAUGGUAUAAACUGGACGAUAACACGCAUAUAUGUCUAUAGAGGCUAGAGAGCACCACCCGCUCAGUGCUAAUUUGGGCCAACGCGAGGGGGCGACUACAGAGUGAGUCAUACCGACUGUCCGUAUGAUUAAGUGUAAAAUCAAUGUUCUGGAACCGUUGAGCAUGCAACGAAUAGUGACAGUUUCUUUCUUCUCUACACUGUUGCGGUUGAAUGGCAGCCCUCGCUAGCACUCGCCGGACGAUCGCAAGAUAGUGAAGAUUGGAGCGUAAUUGCAGGUCCGAUCUCGCUGUUGUUCCUAAAAUUGAUCGCGCUCUCGCGAUAGCGCAGUAUUGGUCCGUAGCUCCAACCGCGCUCAGCUCAGUGCUUGGGGUAGCAGUUUUGUGUUAUUAUUUUCACCGCAUGUGCAGUCGCUCGCUAAUCGUUUUAACGCGCGUCAGCCUAAUUGAUUGAUAAGACUGCGAUUACGAAAGAGCUGUCCAGUGACCAGUUACCUUUGGGGUGACGAUUCUGGGACCGUGGAACUUCAGUUCUUUGUUUGAGGGUAUCCUUAUUGACAAUGAUCAAGGAUCGCUUGAACGAACUGAAAAGUAGAAGAAAAUCCGGUGCCGAUGUCAGUCCGGAUGUGGCGCCAUCGAAGGAGGAGGAGGAAAUCUUCAGUAACAUGGAGAGGUUUGCUGAGCUCAACGAAUGGAUCCGGACGAUACGGGAUAACAUCGAGGAGAUGCAAGCAGCCGUGUCGACACCUGCCUUCCACUACAAUGACAAAGUAAUGAGAUCGAAGGUGGAAAACAGAAUGGAACAGAGCAUUGCACUGUGCCGAAGAAUCCACGCCUCGAUUAAACAGCUUCAGGAGGAUCUGGAAACCGAGGACGCUCGAGGGAGUAUCCUAUUCCGGGUGAAGCAUACCCAGUUGAUGGUGAUCAGAGAUGCCUAUUUGAAAGCCUACGGAGAGCACGAGGAAUUCGUUAACUACUACGAGGAUAGGAUUACGAAAAUUAUGAAGAUGGAGGCGAUAGCGAUGAAUUCCAAUCUUACGGAUGACGAGGCGACGCAGCUGUUGAUGAACAAACAGAUGUCACCGUUCGUCGGCAAUAUUCUCGAAGAAACGGAGAAGGCACGCCAGAUGCUUCGCGACGUAAUGGCACGCCACACUCAGCUGGUUGAGCUAGAGAACUCCCUGGUUGAGAUACGAGAUUUGUUCGUCCGGAUAUCGACGCUGGUGAUGGAGCAGGGAAGUCUGGUGCAGGUGAUCGAGUAUCACGCCCAGCAGGCUUCGAUGAACACGGACCACGGGACCCAACAGCUCGAGAAGGCGCGUGAGAAUAAGAUAAAGGCACUGAAGAAGAAAUCCUGUCUCUACAUUUGGGUGAUUGUGAUUUUGGUGCUUGUGUUGGUUAUAAUAAUAUUCUAG